Meyerozyma guilliermondii ATCC 6260 is the source of this 1830-nucleotide messenger RNA. RefSeq names its product ATP-binding cassette family ATPase (gene KRE30). The record is from RefSeq and is a predicted model, not a curated record. The coding region runs from base 1 to 1830 and encodes 609 amino acids. Gene Ontology annotation, molecular function: ATP binding; ATP hydrolysis activity. The transcript has a single exon. NCBI's taxonomy places the organism in Eukaryota, Fungi, Ascomycota, Pichiomycetes, Serinales, Debaryomycetaceae.
AUGUCUGUUUCCGCUUCCAAAGCUAAAAGAGAACAAAAGCGUGCUGAGAGAGAGGCCAAGAAGGCCGAGAGUGGCAAGACAACAAAGAAGACCAAGAAACAAGCUGCCAAAGACGCCGAAGAAAAGGAAGAAGACGAUGAAGCAGCUCAGAUUGCCAGACUUAAAUUGCAAGCUGAUGACGAUGGUAUUUCCGACAGAGUGGUCACUGGUGUGUUGGAGUCAUUGCCCGCUUCCAGAGAUGUCAAGUUGUCGUCUGUCAGUUUGUUGUUCCAUGGUAAAGUGUUGAUCCAGGACUCCACAUUGGAGUUGAACUAUGGUCGUAGAUACGGUUUAUUGGGAGAAAAUGGAUGUGGUAAAUCUACAUUGUUGAAAUCCAUUGCUGCCAGAGAGUUCCCCAUUCCAGAACACAUCGAUAUUUACUUGUUGAACGAGCCUGCCGAGGCUACUGAAUGGUCUGCUCUUGAGUACGUUGUCAGAGAAGCCGAACACGAGUUGAAAAGAUUGGAGGAUUUGGUUGAGGAUAUUAUUGUAAAGGAGGGACCAGAGGACCCCACAUUGGAUGGUAUCUAUGAAAAAAUCGACACAAUGGACCCAUCAACUUUUGAGUCGAGAGCCGCCAUUAUCUUGACCGGUUUGGGUUUCAACUCGGUGACCAUUAAAAAGAAGACUAAAGACAUGUCUGGUGGAUGGAGAAUGCGUGUGGCUUUGGCCAAGGCUCUUUUCGUCAAGCCUACCUUGUUGUUGUUGGACGACCCUACUGCUCACUUGGAUUUGGCUGCGUGUGUGUGGUUGGAAGAAUACUUGAAGAGAUGGGAAAGAACAUUGAUUUUGGUUUCUCACUCGCAAGAUUUCUUGAACGGAGUGUGUACCAACAUGAUCGACAUGAGAUUGAAGGGUAUCCAAUUGUACGGUGGUAACUACGAUUCUUACGUCAAGACCAGAGCUGAAUUGGAAACUAAUCAAAUGAAACAAUACGCCAAACAACAAGAAGAAAUUCAACACAUCAAGAAGUUCAUUGCUUCCGCUGGUACUUACGCCAACUUGGUCAAGCAAGCUAAAUCCAAGCAAAAGAUUUUGGAUAAAAUGGAAGCCGAUGGUUUGAUUCAACCAGUGGUUCCUGACAAGGUUUUCACCUUCAGAUUCCCAGAGGUCGAGAAGUUGCCUCCUCCAGUUUUGGCAUUCGACAACAUGUCGUUCUCUUACUCCGGCAAUCCAGAAGACAACUUGUAUGAAAACUUGGACAUUGGUAUCGAUAUGGAUUCUAGAGUUGCCUUGGUUGGUCCCAAUGGUGUGGGUAAGUCAACCUUGUUGAAACUUUUCCAAGGUAAAUUACAACCUCAAGCCGGUAGAGUUAUCCAGCACACUCACAUCAAAUUGGGAGUCUACUCUCAACAUUCGGCUGAUCAGUUAGAUUUGACCAAAACUCCAUUGGAAUUUGUCCGUGACAAGUUCUCCCAUAUCUCUCAAGAUUACCAAUACUGGAGAUCUCAAUUGGGCCGUUACGGUUUGACUGGUGAAGGACAGACCUCCCAGAUGGCCACAUUAUCUGAAGGUCAAAGAUCUCGUGUUGUCUUUGCAUUGUUGGCAUUGGAAUCUCCCAACUUGAUUUUGUUGGAUGAGCCUACUAACGGUUUGGAUUUGACUACGAUCGAUUCCUUAGCAGAGGCCAUUAACUCAUUUAAUGGAGGUGUGGUUGUUGUGUCGCAUGAUUUCAGAUUGUUGGAUAAAGUCGCUAAGGAUAUUUUCGUGAUCGAAAACAAGACUGCAACAAGAUGGGAAGGAGGCAUUCUUGACUACAAGAAGAAAUUGGCAUCCAAUGUUGUGCUUUGA